Messenger RNA from Epinephelus moara (kelp grouper), 2939 nucleotides. It is a transcript of the gene tafazzin, whose product is annotated as tafazzin, phospholipid-lysophospholipid transacylase. The record is from RefSeq and is a predicted model, not a curated record. Gene Ontology annotation, biological process: inner mitochondrial membrane organization; cardiolipin acyl-chain remodeling. The coding region runs from base 221 to 1012 and encodes 263 amino acids. Gene Ontology annotation, cellular component: mitochondrial membrane. Lineage: Eukaryota; Metazoa; Chordata; Actinopteri; Perciformes; Serranidae. The transcript is spliced from 11 exons. Gene Ontology annotation, molecular function: 1-acylglycerophosphocholine O-acyltransferase activity.
CACAUUAUCGAUGAAGCCGUGGCCUGUGGAAGUAAAGUGAAAAACACACCGGCGCUCACUGCAAAGCAGCGAGUCUUGAACAUUAUUACUACGCUAAAACAGAAAACGACAAUACCCAGAAUUCUGUGCGUGACUUUCAGUUCCGGGGUCGGUGACAGUCAGCCUGUCAGCAGCAGAAAGGUUAAUGUGUGUGUGGAUGUAGCAUCUGUGGAGUGCUGUGAUGCCCCUGGAGGUCAGAUGGCCGUUCCCACAGUCCCCUGCUUUGGCAUGGAGGGUCUCCAGCUCACUGAUCAUGGGGAUGGUGGGCUCCUAUUCCUACUUCUGGACCAAGUACAUGAACUACUUGACGGUCCACAACCAAAAGGUUUUGUUGGACCUGAUUGACCAGAGGCCCUCUGACACACCCCUCAUCACUCUGUCCAAUCACCAGUCAUGUAUGGAUGACCCGCAUAUCUGGGGCGUACUAAAGCUCAGACAGCUGUGGAGCUUCAACAAGAUGCGUUGGACUCCUGCAGCAUCUGACAUCUGUUUCACUAAAGAGCUUCACUCAAGAUUCUUCAGCCGUGGAAAGUGUGUCCCCGUCUGCAGAGCAGGCGACGGAGUUUACCAGAAAGGCAUGGAUUUUAUUGUGGAGAAACUAAACAAAGGAGAAUGGGUGCACAUUUUUCCUGAAGGCAAAGUCAACAUGACUGAAGAAUUUAUACGGUUAAAAUGGGGUGUGGGUCGGCUAAUAGCUGAAUGCUCCCUUAAUCCGAUUAUCCUGCCGCUCUGGCAUGUGGGUUUGAGUGAGGUUCUGCCAAAUGCGAAGCCCUAUGUUCCUCGGAUGGGGAAGAGAAUCACGGUCCUGGUCGGAAAACCAUUCAGUGUGAAAGAGCUUGUUGAAUCUCUACGAGCUGAAAACAAGAGCCAGUUAGAAAUGAGGAAGACCUUGACUGAUUUCAUCCAGGGGGAGUUUAGGAGCCUGAAAGCCCAGGCCGAGGCCCUCCACGGGCAGAUACAGACCAAAUCCUGAGCCCCAGCCGUCCUGCCUGCUGAACUGCUCACAGCCAUCAAGAGUGAUGAUCCUUUACCCUGAGCUGAGGGUAAUACCUUUUCUACCGGAACACACACACCUCCACACUGAGAUGUCAUGGAGCCAUCACAAGCUUCUGAACAAUCCUUUUUUAAGUGGUGCUGUGGGAUCAUGAUGGGUGGAAAAACUUAAGGUUGUUUUCAUUAAUGUUGAGGUGACAGAAACCUCUUUGUAAGUGUCAUGUUUUUAUUUUAUUUAACAAACGCAUCAUUUAGAUGCUGGGACAGACUCUGACGAGUAGUUUGGAGAAGAGACUGAAUUCAUACCAGUCAAUGCUGUGUGACCUCGAAGCAGCCAGUCGCUGAACUGGUCCAGAAGAGUGAAAGAUUGAGAACGUUUGCUGAUUCAUUUGGAUGCAUGAAGUAACGUUAGUGUCACUCAUUUAACUGGGCUUUUGACCUGCUCAGUUGUAUUUCAGUUAUUAUCCCAUUGGUACCAUCUAUCCAGCCCAUUGUCCUAAUAAUAGCGCCUGUAUUGGAUGAUUCCACACCUCAUGAUUUACAUUCACUACCAACAUGCAGUGCCAGUGCAGGAAUUAGUGCGUCCGUUAUCGCCAAGUAGGUUUUCAAGGAAUUUGCUUUGGUAUUUUGGUGCAUAAAGAUAAAUAAUAAACAAUAACAAAAAUCAAAAAAUACAAUUUAGAAAAUAUGUCAAUCAAUCAAACAAUCAAUCAAUGCCUUCAUUGUCAUUGCGCAGCUGUACAAUAAAAUUAGUGUGUCUCCAGUGGUACAUUCAGUAAACAGAAACGUCACAGAUAAGCAGACACAUCAAAGACUAUGUUAAACUCCAAUUUGGCUGAAAUAUAACCUUAAUUCACUGAGUUAGAUGUAAAAAACAUUCUAUUUUUAUCCCAGUCUCUCUGCCGUUGAUGGUCAGCUGCUUAAAGUCCUGUAACUUAUGCCUCCACCACUCAGUCUCGAUGUCUGUCAGCUCAGCUGCCUGUUCCAAUAGUAGAGACCAGAGAGUGACCUCUGGUGGCGUGUGCUGUGCACUACAUACAAAAAGUUUAAUAGAAAGAGGAGCACUUUUUUUCAUGAUAUAUUGAAAAUCAGACCUUCAGGAUUUCUAAAUACCCUGAUAUACAGUAAUACAGUGAUACUGCCCAAGCCUAUACUAUAUACAUGAUUAUUAAAAAAAGAAAUAAGUAUAAAGUGGGCUAUUACAGCAGAAUAAGUAUUAUAUACAUAUUGCCGUAUUGUCAUGAUAAUAUUCCACAUGCACAGGAUAUUCCACUAAAUUGUCAUUGCACUUAUCUCACAGUGUGGUUAUCCACCUCUCUAAUUCUUUAAUGGCACUUGGGUCAAAGCUUUUCGGUAAUCUGGAAGUGCGAGCUUUUAGGAACCUGUAGCGCCGUGAUACUCAACUUAAAGCCCUCGGGCCAGAUCUGAUAAUAAUAAAGUAACUAAAAAAGUUGACUUUUUGGGAGUUGUCUUUGUAAAAUUUGAAACCAUUCUCUCUAUUUUUCAACAUCUUACUAGCAUAACUGUAAGCCUGUCACUGGUGGUCAAUCUGUUUGAGUCACAAAACUCGGCUUAUCACAAAAUUUAAAGUCCUCCUCUGAGAGUUAUGUUGGAUUACUAUUUCUUAAUUUUUGUGCUAUUUGGGAUUUUUGGGGUAAUGGUAUAGAAAAACAAAGCAUUUGAAUACUGAUUUGGACAUGGAUUACCAUGGCAAAGACUGCAUUUGAAGCAUUUGGGUCAGCCCUAAAAAAAAGUGCCAGGAAGAACAUCCUGGACCCCCAACAGAGGUCCGGGCUAAGCUCUGAGUGUCCACAUGUACACAUGACCCAUGCAAGGCUGUGGUGACUGAAUUUGUCUUAUUUAGUCCUUUUAUCUAAUAAAAAUGAUUAAAUGAUUUUGCAAAAGUG